AUGCUUUCUGCGUUUGUCCUUCUUUCCCUAGCACUCACCUGCGAUGCCCUCACGUUGCCUGCCAGCCAGGACACCGUGGGGUUUUCUGAAAAUACGUGGAACGGCAACCUGGUGACCUCUCUGUCCACAGACGACUAUGCUGGAUACACUGCCGACCGCUUUGGCGGGGCCCAGGCUGGCCCUGCCUCCCAGGAGGCUCUGACUUCGAGCUCCCAGGCAUUCCAGGAGCCUGCUAUCCAGACUAGCUCUAGCUCUCUGGAGCCUGCUUUCGAGACUAGCUCUAGCUCUCCGGAGCCUGCUUUCCAGACUAGCUCUAGCUCUCCGGAGCCUGCUUUCCAGACUAGCUCUAGCUCUCCGGAGCCUGCUUUCCAGACUAGCUCCCUGGAGCCAGCUUUCCCAACCAGCUCUGAACAGUCUUCCCCGGAAGUGGCUGCUUCUUCGGGAACUUCGUCCAUUUGGGCGUCCCAGACCUCCGCCGGUCCUUCGGAAAUCAACUCCUCCAGAGCCUCGCUUCCAUGGGAAUCUCCGCUGUCGGAGCUUCAGGCUGCUUCUGCUGCUCCAGAGGCUGAACUGUCGGCGCCAUUUGGGUCUGAGUCUUCUGCCGCUGAGUCGUCUGUCGCUGAGUCUUCUGCCGCUGAGUCUUCUGCCGCUGAGUCUUCUGCCGCUGAGUCUUCUGCCGCUGAGUCUUCUGCCGCUGAGUCUUCUGCCGCUGAGUCUUCUGCCGCUGAGUCUUCUGCCGCUGAGUCUUCUGCCGCUGAGUCUUCUGCUGAGUCUUCAUCCCAGCCUGAGGCAUCUGAAUCCGCUCAAUCCUCUGAGCCAAUCGAGUCCUCCGUCGAGUCCUCCGUCGAGUCCUCCGUUGAGUCCUCCAUUGAGCCUUCUGAGUCUGCCUACUCUGAGCCAGCUUCAAGCGCCUCCGCUGUUCCCUCAGAUAUCCCCUCUGCGGUUGCUUCUUCUGCGGCUUCUUCUGCGGUUGCUUCUUCAACUGAGGCCGCCUCCACCUCCGCUCCGGCUUCUCUGGCAGAAGCCAGCUUUUCUUCUCUCUCCAACUCCACCGUGGAAUCCACGCUUCUCACCACCAGACUCGUCACCUUGUCUGCCGAAAACGGCCCCACCACCGUCUACACCACCGAAGUCGUCACGGAGGUUGUCACUGUGGGCGGCAGCGGAAACGGCGGUGACGAAAACGGAGAUAACACCCAGAACAGCGCUCCCCAGGUCACCACGGAUGUCCAGACCACCACCGAUGCCGAUGGUACUGAGGAAACCACCGUUGAGGUGACCACCCUCGUGACGGAAGCUGCCGAGGCCACCGGCGGGUCAGGCAGUGGCGGUGAUGGAAAUUCUGGAAAUGGUUCUGGAAAUGGUUCUGGUUCUGGAAACGGCAAUGGCUCUGGUUCUGGAAAUGGUUCGGGUUCUGGAAACGGCAAUGGCUCUGGUUCUGGAAAUUCUGGAAAUUCUGGUAACGGUUCCGGAAAUUCUGGUAACGGCUCUGGUAACGGCUCUGGAAAUGGUAACGGCUCUGGCUCUGAAAACGGCAAUGGCUCUGGCUCUGAAAACGGCUCUGGCUCUGGCCCUGACGGUGAAGACGACUCCAACGACCAGACCACCCUGACCGUCCUCUACACCGUCACCGUCGACAGCCCCUCCUCCUCAGAAACUCCAGUUUUGCCCUCUUCGCCAGGCCAGGGCGGCUACGGAAGCAACAGCACUGUUUCGCUGGACUCGUCCCUGCCUUUCACUUCUUUGUCUGGAAACAGCAGUGACUCGUACUCUACUGCUGCCUCCAACUCCUCCACGCUUUUGAGCGGAGUCCAGCUUCCACAGCUGUCCACGUUCCUUCUGGUGACCUCCAGCGCCACCCCCUCCGGUUUUUAG
Molecule: messenger RNA, 1875 nt
Organism: Candidozyma duobushaemuli
Lineage: Eukaryota; Fungi; Ascomycota; Pichiomycetes; Serinales; Metschnikowiaceae
Exons: 1
Coding region: 1-1875 (624 amino acids)
Source: RefSeq, a predicted model, not a curated record